Chelonoidis abingdonii (Abingdon island giant tortoise) is the source of this 531-nucleotide messenger RNA. NCBI's taxonomy places the organism in Eukaryota, Metazoa, Chordata, Testudines, Testudinidae. The record is from RefSeq and is a predicted model, not a curated record.
UUACGGAGUGCCAGAGGGGCGGGAUGAAUGAGCCGCUGGUUGAUGCUGAAGGGUAUCCACAUGCAGAUGUUGAUGUGUACCAAGUCCAUGCAGCCAGGGAUAAGAUCAUCUGUUUGCAGAACGAUCACAAGGUCCUAAUGCUGCAAGUGGAAAAAGCUCUCCACCAGCUGCAUGCUCGAGAGAAGGAGAAGCAGGCAAAGUAUGAGCCAGAAGCUCAGACCGAGGCAAUGAAUCAGAAUCAGAGUCUGCCGCAGCCCUUCGCAGGAGUGAAUGCUGUUACCCCAGGUUCUCCCGCCAGCAUCUCGGGAUUACAGGUUGAUGAUGAGAUCAUUGAGUUUGGCUCUGUCGACACACACAACUUCCAGACACUGCAGAAUAUUGCCACCGUGGUGCAGCACAGUGAAAGGAAACCACUGAGUGUGACUGUGAUCCGUGGCGGCAAGAAAUUACACCUCGGGCUCACACCAAAGCACUGGGCUGGGAAAGGACUGCUGGGAUGCAAUAUUCUUCCCUUGCAAAGAUAACUGGCUU